Messenger RNA from Sphenostylis stenocarpa, 1383 nucleotides. The record is from the annotation of a GenBank genome assembly. NCBI's taxonomy places the organism in Eukaryota, Viridiplantae, Streptophyta, Magnoliopsida, Fabales, Fabaceae.
AUGGCAACAAACAGGUUUAUAUGUGAAGUGUGCAACAAAGGGUUCCAAAGGGAGCAAAACCUACAGCUUCACAGAAGAGGACACAACCUGCCAUGGAAGCUAAAGCAGAAGACUAAUAAAGAGCCAAAGAGAAAGGUUUAUCUGUGUCCUGAGCCCACAUGUGUUCACCAUGAUCCUUCAAGGGCUCUUGGAGACCUCACUGGUAUCAAGAAACACUACUCUCGCAAACAUGGUGAGAAGAAGUGGAAGUGUGACAAGUGCUCCAAGAAGUAUGCUGUUCAAUCAGAUUGGAAAGCACACUCCAAAACCUGUGGCACCAGAGAGUAUAGAUGUGACUGUGGCACCCUCUUCUCAAGACGGGACAGCUUCAUCACUCACAGAGCCUUUUGUGAUGCAUUGGCACAAGAAAGUGCAAGAGAGCCACCCAACUUGAGCAAUGCCAUUGGCAACCAACUUUAUGGAAACAGUAGCAACAUGUCCUUAGGCUUAUCUCAGAAUAUGGGUUCUCAGAUCCCUUCAAUCCAUGACCAAAAUUCCCAAUCUAGUGAACUAUUGCGUUUUGGGGGUGCACCAAGGACUGGUCAAUUUGAUCACAUUCUCCCACCAAACAUUGCCUCACCCUUCAGACCCUCCUCGCACCAAACCAUGCAAAUGCAAACCCCUCCGUUCUUCAUGCCAGAAUCAAACCAAAACCAGAACUACCAUGAUCAUCAACAAGGGUUAAUCUCAAACAAGCCAUUCCAAGGACUGAUACAAUUAUCUGACCUCAACAACAGCAACCCUUCUGGCUCCAACCUCUUCAACCUUCCCUUUCUAUCCAACCGAGGCCACACCACCACCAACAACUAUUCUGAUGAACAGCACUUUAACACCAAUGAAGGGUCAAACUUCUUCUCAGAAGGUACCAUAAUUGGCACUGAUCACCAAGCAAGCUCCGCCGCUGCCCCUUCUCUCUUCAGCACCUCUCUUCAAAACAGCACCAACAUGUCUCACAUGUCAGCUACUGCACUGCUCCAAAAAGCAGCUCAAAUGGGUGCUGCAAGUUCCAGCAACAACAACAACACAAGCGCCUCCUCUAUUCUCAGAAGCUUGGCAUCCAAAUCUGAUCACAGGCCACUGAUCAGUCCUGCAAACUACAGCAGCAUCUUGAACUCCAGCGUGCAAGAGAUGAUGAACCUUCCCGGGUUCGAAGCAUAUGAUCAUGGCAUGAACAAGGAACCAAAACUCAGCGUUGGAGCCUCUGAUAGGCUCACAAGGGAUUUUCUAGGAGUUGCACAGCAACAACAACAACAACGAGGGUUUAACUUGAGUUCUUUGGAAGCAGAGACAAAUAAUGCUGCGCCGCCAAGUCAAUCUUUCGGAGGUGGAGGAAACUUUCAGUGA